CAGGGAUUCAACUUUCAAGCAGCGCUAGGGUGCUCCCAGGCUUAGCGCAUGCGCGUUUAAAGAAAUCCAUUAUCAUGUCAAAGCAUAGAAAUGAAACUGUUCCUCUGAAAACUACCUGAUGAAGUUGUGAACGAACAGCUCGUUUUCGCAGCCUGUUCGGGAGCCACCUGACAACCGCUCACAUGAUUUCAACAACUACUGCAACCGACAUUGAUUACAACACCGACAUAUUUUCUUAAAGUGUCCGUGUAGGUGAGGUUUGGACCACCGGGGUGUCUCCGAGGGGAUAUUUCUACAACAAGAAACCAAAACAAACAUGUUUGGUAAGAAGAAGAGAGCACCGCAGCCCAAAGGCCAGGGCGCCGCUGCUGCCAAGCAGAUGGGUCUGUUUGUAGACCUGAACCCCGAGGAGAUGAUGAUGGGCAUGGACGGAAACCUGGACGACCCGGAUUUGGAGGCGGAACUUGCUGCUAUUACUGGAAAAAAGGCUGCUGCAGGAGGAAAAGCCAGGCAGAAGGGGAAAAGUCCCCUACCCAUGGAAGAUAUCGCAAGAAUGGCAGACGAGUGUAUGAAGGACCUGGAUGAUGAUGAUGACGACAAUGUCGAAGACGAUGAAGACCUGUUGGCAGAGCUACAGGAAGUGGUGGGUGAGGAGGAAGCUGAGGAUGUUUCCUCCACAUCCUCUGCCCCUGCUGAAUCUUCUAAGGGUGAAACACCAGAGUCCCCAGCGGCACAGGAGGAAGUAAAAGUCUCUGCGGCAGCCCCCGGCAGCCUCCAACACACCCUGGAGGAGAGGUUGGCAAUGUACAAGACAGCCCUGCAAAACGCCAAGACAGCAGGGGAGUCCUCAAAAGCCAGGAGAUAUGAUCGUGGUCUGAAGACGUUGGAGUCAAUGUUGGGUGCUGUGAAAAAAGGAAGGCCUGUAAAUGAGGCAGAGAUCCCGCCGCCUGUUGCCACCGGAGCCCCGAGCGCUGCCCCGCGACCAGCUGUGCCUGCAAGGCCUGCUCCCCCUGUACCAUUGCCACCUCAGCCCUCUCAGUCACGGGAGUCGGAGGCCACAUCACCACAGUCACCUGCCGCGCCCGAUGUCAUCACACCCAGCAGCGAGGAGGAGCAAUCGUCUUCUGCUGCUCUAUCCACUCUGAGCAGCCUCCCAUCUCCUCAGGAGCAAACCGAUGAGGAAGCUGCUGACGUUUCACAAUCAGAUGCCAACAAGGCCACCAAGAAGAUGCUUUUGGAGAGACAGCAAGAGUACAAGAUGGCAGCGCUGAGAGCCAAGAAGCAAGGAGAUGUGGAGCAAGCUAAGCUUUACUUCAAGACCAGCAAGAGUUUCGAUGCAGCGAUCGAGGCGUUGGAAAAAGGACAGUCAGUGGAUCUGAGUGGCCUUCCUUCACCUCCAGGACAGGGAGGAAGCUCCGCUCCGGUGGCUGCAGCUCCCGCUGGUCAAAGCACACAGCCGACCCCGCCGGCUGCAGUAGCUCCAGCCCCUUCAGCUCCUAAAGAUGUGCUGGAGGCUCUCGAGCAGAGACGAGCCAAGUACACGGAGGCGUCUGCACAGGCCAAGGCCAGCGGAGACGACCGCAAGGCCCGAAUGCACGACCGUAUUGCCAAGCAAUACCAGAGCGCCAUCCGCGCUCACAAAGCAGGAAAAGCAGUCAACUUUGACGAGCUGCCGGUUCCCCCUGGCUUUCCUCCGAUCCCUGGCCAGAAGGCAGUGGGAGCUGAGCAGGGGAUUGUUGCUGCUCUGGAGGCAGCUAAUAAGCUUGCCUCUAGUGAUGCUGCUGAAGUUGCAGAUGAGGAAGAGGAUGAGACAAAGGAAGAAUUGGCAAAGCCUGCUGCUCCUGAAGAGCCAAAGAAGCCCACUUUAGACAUUCCCACAGCAGGUCACGAACAGAAGAGGACUCCGUCAGCUUCACCUGACAGGACAACCAUCGGAGAAGGACUCUCACAAACAGCUGUUCAGCAGCUGGAGUUCUUGGAGGGUCGAAAGAAGCAAUACAUGAAGGCUGCGCUGCAGGCGAAGCAGAAAAAUGAUAUGGAGCAGGCAAAGAUUUUUCUCCGCACCGCCAAGAGCUUCGAGCCCAUGAUCGAGGCGGCACGCAGCGGCAAAACUGUGGACAUCAGCACGGUGCCGUCGCCUCCUGGUGACGAAGACGAAGACUUCAUCCUGGUCCACCACAGCGACGUGCAGAUCUCAGAGAAAGCCGAGGAAGUUUACACGCAGCUGGCCAAGAUCCUGAAAGAGCAGCACGAGAAAUGUUUAACUUACUCCGAGCAGUUCAAACACCUGGGAAACGUCACUGAAACAACAAAGUUUGAGAAAAUGGCUGAAAGCUGUAAGAAGAGUAUGGAAGUCUUGAAGUUGGCUCAGUCGAGGGGUCUGCCUCCUCCUAAACAUCAUUUCGAGGAGAAGUCAUUUCGCAUAGCCAAGAUAUUUCCAGAGCUGAGCAGCACUGACAUGGUUGUUAUUAUCGUAAAAGGGAUGAAUCUUCCUGCUCCUAGUGGAAUCCAAGCAAACGAUCUGGAUGCUUACGUCAAGUUUGAGUUCCCCUAUCCCAGCACGGAGCAGCCACAGAAACUCAAAACAGCUGUCAUCAAGAACACUAACUCCCCAGAAUACAACCAGAGUUUCAAGCUUCAAAUCAGCCGCAACCAUCGCGGCUUCAGGAGGGUGGUGACGGCUAAAGGCCUCAAGCUAGAGCUGCUGCACAAAGGCGGUUUCUUACGGAGCGACAAGCCGAUCGGAACAGCCCUGCUGAAGCUGGACAAGCUGGAGUCACACAGUGAAAUCAGGGAGAUUGUCGAGGUGAUGGACGGACGGAAACCCACAGGGGGUCGCAUUGAAGUGAAGGUCAGACUGCGGGAGCCUCUUAGCGGUCAGGACAUGCAGACCAGCACGGAGCGCUGGCUGGUGAUCGACCAGUCGCAGGUUCUUGUUUAGAUGUUACUGCAAGACUGAAGAUGAAGUGCGAGAAGAAGAUGUAAGGAACUCAAUCAAAAACACUCAGAGGGAGAAGAGGAGGAGAUGAUGAAGGUGGUUUGGGAAGUUCUGAAGACGGUCUGUUGUUCAGUUUGGACUCAGACCUACACGGGUCUUGUAGUAUCUUUUGCACAUUUGCACGACACACACGCUCCCCUUCACUCAGCAGGAGACACGGAGCUGCCUUAUGGAGACGUGAACCUCGUGUCUGCCUCCACCGGAAGGCGAUGAGGGCCUCUCUUUGAGAUUGAAAAACACUCAGGCAAAGAUCACAGCUGCCUAAACUGUUUCCUGAUGUGUGGGUCCGGCAUGGUGUCCUUUGCGAGUGACAAAGGGGACCGGUGUCGAGUUAAGCUGAUCCUGCUGCCUGACGUAACUUUUAGUUAAUAUAUCAAAGAAUGUGUAAAUAGUCCUUGUGGUAUCUAGAACUGCACCUAUGCACUAAUACCAAAGUAAUCACAGUUGCUGUAAAAUCCUGCGUAUUUGAAAGCCGCCUUUAGCUGCCAAAUCUGUUACGAUAUAUACAUUUAAAUUAUAUAAUUACAGCCUGGGCUGUCGGGAGUUUUCAGUACAUUUUCCGCUCAGUUACAGUCUGUUACAGACUUCGGUGUGAAAACGUCAGGCAGAUAUUGCAGUAGCCACCUCAUGUUUAUUUAACAGGAAAGUAAGCCAAGAAAUCACCAGAUUACACAAGGUACGAUCGUUAUUUUAGAGACCACACAUUUCGCAUGCGCUGCAAGUCCUCUAAUUGUGGUCACUAAACUGCACACUCACCUGCCUGCCGUUUUAGGUGCAUUUGACUUGUUUACACUGAAUAGCACAAAAACUGGAGACGAAUAAUGUCACGUGUGAGGAGGAGAGUACACAGGAUCAUCUUUAAAAAGCAUCGUGUAAAGGAACAGAAAGAAAGAAAGAUUUAAAUGUCAGGAAACUCUAAGCUUAGCCUAGCUUUGCAUAAAACUGGAAGGGGGCUGCAAAUUGAAUCCUGUUUAAAAAUACAACUACUAGUUUUUGAAGGUCACAGAUGAACACAUUUUAUAUUUAUUUCUACCCACUCAUUUUGUAGAAGGAGUUUAGGACCUUUAAAAAGACUCACCACUGGCCGUCUCAGUCAUUAUGCUCAGCUAACCUAACCUGAAGCAAAAGCAGCUCUAGUCUUCUGGUUUUAUUCUUUUGACAGCAUAUGGGGGCCAUUCUGGGUAGUUUUUCAUAAUCCACAGUUCACAAUAAUUCCUGAAUAAUUUAUUUAGGUGUCGCCCACCAGUUGAUUCUGUCUGAAACAAGCUGUUUUAGCUCCUCCCCCUUUAUUAAGUCUGUUUC
Messenger RNA from Pundamilia nyererei, 4300 nucleotides. RefSeq names its product coiled-coil and C2 domain containing 1B (gene cc2d1b). Bases 317 to 2941 code for a protein of 874 amino acids. The record is from RefSeq and is a predicted model, not a curated record. NCBI's taxonomy places the organism in Eukaryota, Metazoa, Chordata, Actinopteri, Cichliformes, Cichlidae. Gene Ontology annotation, molecular function: DNA-binding transcription repressor activity, RNA polymerase II-specific. The transcript has 26 exons.